AGGGAUCAUGGCAACGGAUCUGGAGGAUAUCGUUGAGCACAUGAGGCGGUUCGCGUGGCCCGAUUACCUAGUGUUUGUGUCCAUGUUGCUGCUGUGCAUACUGAUUGGGGUUUACUUUGGCUUUGUGCAACGGAAACCGAACACCGAGUCUGAGUAUCUGAUGGGUGGUCGAACGAUGCUAGUGUUCCCGAUAGCCCUAUCACUUAUCGCUAGCUUCAUCUCGGGCAUUACCUUGCUGGGACUUCCGACUGAAGUGUACUCCUUCGGUAUCCAGUACGUGUAUGUGGCGCUGGGAGUUACCCUGAUGGGGUUUGUGAUGGGUUUUAUCUAUCUGCCCGUAUUUCACAAGCUAAACAUCACAUCAACGUACGAAUACCUAGAGACCCGCUUUGACCGUCGAUUACGGAUGUUUGGUUCGGUUAUGUUUACCAUUAUGAAUAUCGGCUAUCUUCCAAUCGUUAUUUACGUGCCGGCGUUAGCUUUCAAUCAAGUGACUGGUGUAAACAUUCACGUUAUAACGCCCAUCGUUUGUAUUGUCUGCGUGUUCUACACCUGUGUGGGCGGUUUAAAGGCAGUCGUGUGGACCGAUGUGGUACAAACAUUUUCCAUGUUCGGCGCGCUGGUGCUGGUCGCUAUCAAGGGUACGAUCGAUCUGGGAGGUUCGGAUGUUGUGUUUCGAAGCGCAUGGAACACAGGACGAUUGGAGCGACCCAACUUCGAUAUCAAUCCAACCACAAGGCACACAUUCUGGUCCCAACUGAUCGGAGGAUUCGUUUACUGGCUCCAGACAAAUGCCGUCAGUCAGAAUAUGAUACAGCGAUAUUUAUCCCUUCCGUCGGUAGCUGCCGGUAGACGGGCGCUAUGGAUCUUCGUAUUCGGCGUGUGUCUGCUGAUGUCGCUGUGUAGCUACUGUGGACUGUUAAUAUACGCCACGUAUCAAAACUGUGAUCCUCUUACGACUAAGCUCGCUCGUGCCAAGGAUCAACUGUUACCGCUGUUCGUAAUGGACAUCCUAAGAGAUCUUCCAGGACUGCCGGGUUUGUUCGUAGCCGGAGUGUUUAGCGCAGCACUUAGCUCACUGUCCACCUGUCUCAACUCCAUGUCGGCCGUCAUUUUAGAAGACUUUGUUAAACCGUUCGUACACAAACCUCUGUCCCAGCGGACAGUUAACUGGAUCAUGCGAUCGGUCGUGGUCGGUGUUGGUGCGCUCUGUGCCGCACUGGUGUUUGUCGUCGAGAAAAUGGGCACGGUACUACAGCUGACGAUGAGCCUGGAAGCGAUCACGAAUGGACCAUUGCUGGGAACGUUCACUAUUGGAAUUCUAAUCCCGUGGGUUGAAUCAAGGAGCGCUCUUACCGGUGGCAUUUUCGGCGUGAUAUUUAUGUCCUGGUUGAGCUUGAAGGCACAGUAUUGGGUAGCGACCGGUACGAUCGUGUUCCCGCACAAACCGAUGUCGGUCGAUGGAUGCACUUACGAGUUUGACCGCUCGCUUAUAAACGCCACCAGUACGAGCGUAUACACAACUGACGAUAUUUUCCCACUGUUUCGCGUGUCCUACAUGUGGUAUACAUUCCUCGGGGCGGCCGUUACCAUCCUGGUUUCGUUGCUGUGCUCAGUACUGCUCUUCGGACGUAACGAUCCGAAAACGGUUUCUCCCGACCUGAUGGCUGGCUUUGUGCGUCGCUACAUCCACGGACCAGACGACUCUACGCUAGGCGAUGGUAGAGCAGCAUCAAACACGUACGGCAAAAAUGGCAAAACGUUACACGAAUCAGCAUUGUAAAGCUAGCUG
Molecule: messenger RNA, 1792 nt
Organism: Anopheles maculipalpis
Lineage: Eukaryota; Metazoa; Arthropoda; Insecta; Diptera; Culicidae
Gene: bumpel
Product: sodium-coupled monocarboxylate transporter 1
Exons: 10
Coding region: 8-1783 (591 amino acids)
Biological process (GO): transmembrane transport; sodium ion transport
Cellular component (GO): membrane
Molecular function (GO): symporter activity
Source: RefSeq, a predicted model, not a curated record